This is a messenger RNA of Hyalella azteca, 3691 nucleotides long. Its product is annotated as collagen alpha-1(V) chain-like. The transcript has 2 exons. Gene Ontology annotation, cellular component: extracellular matrix. NCBI's taxonomy places the organism in Eukaryota, Metazoa, Arthropoda, Malacostraca, Amphipoda, Hyalellidae. The record is from RefSeq and is a predicted model, not a curated record. Bases 93 to 2927 code for a protein of 944 amino acids.
AGUGGGAGAGGUGUAACAGCCAAGGUGUCGCGUAGUGAGACACUCGGUUGUUCUUGUCAGGAGCUGCUCAAAUUUGUGUAGUGGUUGUAACAAUGAUGACGCUGAUUUUGCUAUCGGUGGUAUCGUGGCUGGCUCAUACGACUACAGCACAGUCGUAUAAAGUUCCCAGUUACGCACCCGCGCGGCCUUACCACUUCGAGUACGAAAUAUCAGACGACAAGAGUGGAGACUACCACGGCCACAAAGAGACACAAAACGAGGAUGGUUCAGUUACGGGUUCUUAUUUUCUAUUGUCUCCAGAUGGGCUUUGGCGACAGACCAAGUACAGCGACCAAGGCUAUGGCUUUCAAGCCGUCACGAACACAUUCCCAUACGACACACCUCCCAAACAACGCGCAGGAACUACUUACACUGUUUUCCAGUCAGCCGGGAGUGACUUUGAGCCUUUGCCAAACGAUGUACUAGGACGACCAGCAGUAAGCGGAGCGUUCGAUAUUGGGAAAAUAAAAAAGCCUUCUCAAGCUCCAGCCCAGCCACUUCUGCCACGACCUGGGUUUGGAAGCGGGUUUCCUCCCAGUCCUGUGGGGAGCGGUGCUCCCCUUCCAAUUUUCGGUGGAAAUAAUGCUGCAGGAGUUAGCCUUGAAGAAUCUGGGCCAAAUCUUGGGGCAGGUUUCGCUACUGGGCAAAAUGUUGUUCCGCCAGCACUCCUCGGUCAAAAGGUUAACGUUGGUUUUGGCGCGAAUGGGGCAGGGCAAGAACCUUUUUCCCAAUCGUCGGGCUUUUCAAAGUUUUCCCCAAACUCUCAUGGACCCGCACAAAACAUUUUAUCUGGCCAAGGCAUAGGAGUGCCCCUUCUAAAGCCAAACAGUCCCCCAGCAUUCAAUUCUGAAAAUGAAUUCCAGACAGGCCCAUUGGGUGAUUUCAAUCAAGGCUUAGCAAAUCAGAACAACCAGGACGCCUUCAACUCCGGUGUUGGCUUAGGAUUUGAUGGUAGUGGUGCUGGUGGCUUUCCACAAUUUCAAAGUGGGACGGGAGAAGCUCAAGGUACGUUUGGAGGUUCUCCACUUCCUCUUGAUUUUGGUGGCGUGAGAGGUUCCCACCCACCAAACAAAAACCAGAUAGGAAACUUAGGCGAUAUUACGGGAAAUGCCUUCGCACAAAACCAGCAGCCUAACAACUUUGGAACUCAAUUACAACUUAACCAACAAAACCCUUCCUUCAACCAAAAUAUACAAGCUGGUUCUGCAGACUUUGAGGCACAAGGUCCAUUACCAGGGCAGAAUUUUCUGCCUCCUCUCAGUGGGACUUUCGGUGGACCACAGUCAAGCCUCGGGCGGCCUCUUUCGGCAACCUCAAGUCAAGUUCCAAUUGGAAGCGCUCAAAACAGUUUCUUGACCUCAGGUACGCCCGAAACAGCUCUAAAUCAGCAAGGAGUUGGUGGAAAUUUCAAUGCUAAUUCAUUCAAUGGAAAUAUUCCCGAUUCCAACGGGAAUGCCCCGUUUGGUCAAACUGGCCCAUCAAUAUUUACUCAACAGUCAAAUGGACAAUUUGGAAAUUUUCCUGGUAACAACAUAAAUCCUGGAGUUGGCUUACCUUUUCCAGGGAAUCAGGGACCCAACAGCGCUCAAUUUUUUAAUGGUCAGCCAUCUGGCCUCCCAGGACAAUUUCAAUUUGGACCUCAAGGAGAUACCGGUAAUUUUGGAGAGAAUCCAGGUUUUAACCCUGCGGCAGAUCUUGGGCCAGGAUUCGAUAAUAGUCUCACCCCUGGAAAUCAAGGCCCUAACAAUGCACCAUUCUUCAAUGGCCAACCUUCAAACUCUCCAGGCGGAUUCCAGCCUGGAUCUCAAGGAGGUGUCGGCAGUUUUGGAGGGAACCAAGGUUUAAACCCUGCGGCCGAGCUAGGAACAGGAUUACCAUUUGAGAACAGUGUAGCUCCUGGAAAUCUGGGUCCUAACAAUGCUCCCUUCUUCAAUGGUCAGGCAAAUGGCUUUCCGGGCGAAUUCGAGCUUGGACCUCAAGAUGCCGGCAGUUUCGGAGGGAACCAAGGUUUAGACCCUGCGGCCGAGCUCGGGACAGGAUUACCACUUGAUAAUAGUCUAGCUCUUGGAAAUCAAAGACCAAACAAUGGGCCUUCCUUUAAUGGUCAGUCUUCUCGCUUACCAGGAGAAUUUCCUCCUGGACCGCAGUUAGGUGGCAGCAGUUUUGGAGGCAACCAAGGUUUCAACCCUGAUGCUGGGCUCGGACCCAGACCAGGAGGCCAAGGAAACAGUUUUGGUUCUGCUGGUUUUACAGAGAACUUGGGGACAAAUCAAUUUCAACAAAGCAAUUCUGAGUUUGGCCCUGGGUUUGAUACCGAUUUUGUAGGUGGUCAGAAUGGCAAUUUUGGAGCGAGUCCUCCCAUUGGAUCAAUACCCAUUGGGACAGACCUCACACAAAAUCCAAAUUUAGGCAAUAAUUUUCAGUUUGCCCAAUCACAAUUUGGAGCCAGUCCAGGUCUCCCGUCAGGAGGGGUUGGCAUAAAUGAUCCACGGGUUGGUCCCCAAGGACCUUUAAAUUCCUUUUCUCCCAGAAAUCGUCGAACAAAGGCCUCAUCGAACAAACGAUCCACUACGAAACAAAAAGUCACCCGUGAAGCUGAUUUCAAGUUAAACACUGACUCAUCAGCCAAAGUGCAGGAUAAUCCAAAAUCUUCACCGCAAGACUCUGCAAAAACAUUGAGAAGUUCGCGAAAAACACAAGCGCCAGAUAGCCGCCCUAGCGCGUCUAGUCAACGCAUCAGUCGUGUACGAAACAAUAGGGAUCCCAAGAAUCUGGUGUUCCCGAAAGCUACAGGAGUAACAGGACAAACCGAUUCGGGAGACAAUUUUCCUAAAGGAUUUUCUGAUUUUGAUUUCACUUCUUCUCGCAGUUUCAAUGCGAAAGCAUGAACGAACCAUGUCAAAAAUGUUUAAACGCAAUAAAGGUUAGGACUUAGGCAUGAAUGAUCGAAAAUGGAGAAGCAAAUUUAUUACGGCACUUUCCGUCUGAACACUUGUGAAAAUCCAUUUGCUGCCGUAAUAAGUAAAAUCAAAAUGCGCGUUCAGGUUAAAACAAACUGUUUUUAGAGCAUUUAUUUCUCAACUCAUUUACGAAUCGAACGAAUCAUGGGAAAUUUUGUCUAUAAACGGAGACAAUUUUUGACUGACGGCGUUUUAUAAUGUAGCAUAUGAGCUUUGAAUAAUUUAUUUCAUUUUAAAGUCCUGAGAUGUGAUUCAUUUUUCAGGCUAAGGGUAUGUUACUUCGUGCAUGCGACUCGAUUGAUCACAUAUGAAGGAGAGAUUCUAAGAAUUUUCAUGCUUUUCAUCGUGGUAUACAAAUGAGUAAAGUGUAGCCACGGAUUAUUACAUUAUCUUCAACUUCCUCUGCUGUUAAAGCAAAAGGCAUGAAUCUCCACUUGAUACUAGUUAUCCUUCUUCCGAUUUUAUUCGUUAUUAAAUUUCAAGUUAUUGCAUUUGCUUGGAUAAAUGUUCUGUAAUUCACUGUGUGACCUUUAAGUCGAAAGAUAAAUAAUUAUUAAGUUUUGAAGCGAACAAAUUGCGCACGAUUUUUAUUGAUACUAUGAAGGCUCCGAACGACGAGCGAACAUUUGUUGUAUUUAAAGCAAUAGCUUCCGACGUCAUUGCUAAAUUAUAAAAUAAACUGAAAUUUGGAA